UGCAUUCUAGGGGCCUCCCGGGUGGCGCAGUGGUCUAGAGCACUGCAUCGCAGUGCUAGCUGCGCCACCAGUCUCUGGGUUCGCGCCCAGGCUCUGUCGCAGCCGGCCGCGACCGGGAGGUCCGUGGGGCGACGCACAAUUGGGCUAGCGUCGUCCAGGUUAGGGAGGGUUUGGCCGGUAGGGAUAUCCUUGUCUCAUCGCGCUCCAGCGACUCCUGUGGCGGGCCGGGCGCAGUGCGCGCUAACCAAGGGGGCCAGGUGCACAGUGUUUCCUCCGACACAUUGGUGCGGCUGGCUUCCGGGUUGGAGGCGCCUGUGUUAAGAAGCAGUGCGGCUUGGUUGGGUUGUGCUUCGGAGGACGCGUGGCUUUCGACCUUCGUCUCUCCCGAGCCCGUACCGGAGUUGUAGCGAUGAGACAAGAUAGUAAUUACUAGCGAUUGGAUACGACGAAAAUUGGGGAGAAAAGGGGAUAAAAUGUAUUAAAAAUAUAUAUAUAUAAAAAAGUGCAUUCUAAGUUGUAUGCUAGUAGGUACAUUGAACACGUUUUCAAUUAACCGUUCAUCUUUGAAGUUUCAACUUACUCCCGUCACACCCCCCCCCCCCUUGGUUUGUGCUGUGGUGGAGACCUUUGUGGGCUAUACUCGGCCUUGUCUCAGGAUUGUAAAUUGGUGUUUGAAGAUAUCCCUCUAGUGGUGCGGGGGCUGUGCUUUGGCAAAGUGGGUGGGGUUAUAUCCUUCCUGUUUGGCCCUGUCCGGGGGUUUCUUCGGAUGGGGCCACAGUGUCUCCUGAUCGCUCCUGUCUCAGCCUCCAGUAUUUAUGCUGCAGUAGUUUGUGUCGGGGGGCUAGGGUCAGUUGGUUAUGCCUGGAGUACUUCUCCUGUCUUAUCCAGUGUCCUGUGGGAAUUUAAGUAUGCUCUCUCUAAUUCUCUCGUUCUCUCUUUCUUUCUCUCUCUCUGAGAACCUGAGCCCUAGGACCAUACGUCAGGACUACCGGGCAUGAUGACUCCUUGCUGUCCCCAGUCCGCCUGGCCUUGCUGCUAUUCCAGUUUCAACUGUUCUGCCUGCGGUUACGGAACCCCUACCUGUCCCAGACCUGCUGUUUUCAACUCUUAAUGAUCGGCUAUGAAAAGCCAACUGAGAUUUAUUCCUGAUUAUUAUUUGACCAUGCUUGUCAUUUAUGAACAUUUUGAAAAUCUUGGCUCUCUCUAAUUUUCUCCUUCUCUCUUUCUUUCUCUCGGAGGACCUGAGCCCUAGGACCAUACGUCGGGACUACCGGCCGUGGUGACUCCUUGCUGUCCCCAGUCCGCCUGGCCUUGCUGCUAUUCCAGUUUCAACUAUUCUGCCUGCGGUUAUGGAACCGCCACCUGUCCCAGACCUGUUGUUUUUCAACUCUUAAUGAUCGGCUAUGAAAAGCCAACUGAAAAUUAUUCAUGAUUAUUAUUUGACCAUGCUUGUCACUUAUGAACAUUUUUGAACAUCUUGGCAUAGUUCUGUUAUAAUCUCCACCCGGCACAGCCAGAAGAGGACUGGCCACCCCUCAUAGCCUGGUUCCUCUCUAGGUUUCUUCCUAGGUUUUGGCCUUUCUAGGGAGUUUUUCCUAGCCACCGUGCUUCUACACCUGCAUUACUAGCUGUUUGGGGUUUUAGGCUGGGUUUCUGUACAGCACUUCGAGAUAUUAGCUGAUGUACGAAGGGCUAUAUAAAAUAAACUUGAUUGAUUGAUUGACUAUCACUGCUAGCUAGGUUCACAGGGGCAGUACUCAAGUCCGGAAGCACUGUGCUCGUGUCGUCGUGGCCACUAUUGGUUAAUUUAAAAGGCAAUCUCCCCAAACCGGUCUGAAAACGAACCAAGCCUAUUCAAAUGCCGAUCUUGAAAAUGACAGCAAAUAAGGCGGGAUUUCACCAGCUACCCUUAACUUAAUUGUGGGCAUCAUUUCUUGUUUGACAACACUGUUAUGAAAAAAGUACACCGAGAUAGCCUUAUUCAGCAAUAAUGUAAACAUUUCUGAUUGCUGUAAAUUAUAGCUACGUAUGACUAGGUUUCCUAACCCAGGAAUGAUUUCUGAAUUUAGAUUCGAAUCGAUUAGAUUAAUUUAUUAGUCACAUACAUAGGGUCGCAGAUGUAAUUGCAGGGUACAGUGAAAUUCUUAAGAUCUGAACUCCAACAGUGCAGGUCAAAAAGAUAAGUGAAUGAAACAAUAUUAAUAUUAAUAAUUAUAUACACCAUAUAUACAUAUUUAUUUACAACAUUUACAAACCAACAGCAUGCAUUCAUCCAGUUUGUAUAAAUUAUGAUAGAAGUGUGAAAUGACUGUAAUGAGUAUCUUGGACUAAUAGGCAGUUGGCUUAAACCAUUUAUUCAUAAUUGGCAAUAUGUGGGCCUGCCUUUAUCCAAUCAGCUUACCACAUCUGUCUUCCCUCGCCAAACCCAUCAAUGAUUUGAUUUAUUUGACCAUAAUUUGGUUGGUCCAUUUUAUUGACACUAAAUAGAUGUUAUUUUAACCGUAGCUGUUAAAAGUCCAACAGUGGGAGUGUGCAGACUGAUGAUGGCGCGACUUUAAUUCCUGACUAUUUCAGUUAUGGCCAACAGAGGGCAACAUUUAUCCAUAAAAUACGAUUAAACCUCACUGAACCAAAGUGAAUUAGGUUACAUUGUAAACUUUAUAGAGAUUUCGUAUGUGAUCAGAAACAAUGCCUUAAUUUCCCAGAGUGGUCGCUCUGUGCUAUUGUAGUUGACGUAAUCAUGUACAAUGGCAUGAUGUAAUAUAUGAGCCUAUGACGUAAACGCACUCGAGGGAAGGUUCAGUGCCUACUUCUGGCUCAGUUGAGUUGAUGAUUUGCAAAGGACAGUCAUCCUCAUGUUCAAAUAAAUCACUUUGAGUGGACAAAGACGACAUUCUGUGAGUACAGCAAAACGGGCCAAGAUUUUGUAAUAAAAAAUAAAAUAAAAGUAUUUUAAAAUGUAUUUGUUUAUAAAAAAAAAUGUCAGGUCCAAUCUGAAGGGUGCCUGAAAACACAAUGGAUAGAAAUCAUAAACGGUUGAGAAAAAUUCUUCAAAAGGUAAGUCUCAUAAGAGAUAAAAAAAUGUUUUUGUUAAUUCUGGGGCUUUCUCUCUUGAUAUGUAAUGAGGCUAUCUUAUUGGUAGUAUAGCGUAUAUGCUGUAAAAACAGAUUGAAAUGAUUUAUAGUUGGAAAAGUGGGCUUAAUAAUGGAGGGCUCAAGUUAAAUGUAUUUCCUUAUGUUCAUAAACCCCAGGCUGGGACCUUCCAAGCUAAUGCUGGAGAGCAGGUGCUCCAGACAGACGUCCAUUCCGCUGGCCAUGAUGGACUAAGGCUGCCAGGCCUGGGAGACUGCCCCAAGGACAGCCCCCUAAAGGCUGGGACCCUCCAAGCUAGUGCUGGAGAGCAGGUGCUCCAGACAGACGUCCAUUCCGCUGGCCAUGAUGGACUAAGGCUGCCAGGCCUGGGAGACUGCCCCAAGGACAGCCCCCUAAAGGCUGGGACCCUCCAAGCUAGUGCUGGAGAGCAGGUGCUCCAGACUGACGUCCAUUCCGCUGGCCAUGAUGGACUAAGGCUGCCAGCCCUGGGAGACUGCCCCAAGGACAGCCCUCUAAAGAACCUUGAGCCGAAGCCCCAACAAGGCCCCAGGCCCAGCCGAGAGGCUAUCAAGGCUAGAAGGGCUAGGGAGGCUAAGUCAGGGGUGGUAAACCUAAGCCGCCAAGUAGUUGGUGUGUUGGCACUGCCUCAAACGCUUCUAUCUCAAACAACCAGUAACAGUGUCCUGCCAGCUAUCAAGAAGGGCACUAAAGUUACUAAAAUGGAGACAACAGAAACCCCAGGUCCCCUGACACCUAAUGAUGGGGAGAUAAUGAUCUCCUUUCCAUCUGUUGAUGACCUCCUGACCCCAAAGAGUGAUGUCACGUCCGAGGCUAAGAGCGAUGAUGCCUCCUGUCCAAUUUCACCUGAGGCGUUCUCUCUAACAAACUUCCUGAAGUCUCACCCUCAGAGAAAGCUUAUCAGGAAGUUCCUCAAACAAAUGAACGUGACAAUAGGCGACCUGGACGAAGUCAUCGAGUGGGUGGUGUGUGUCUCCAGUGAGGUGUUCCUCCCAGUGAUGGCUCUGCACAGGACCUCCAGACCAGAGUCGUCAGACUCAUUCCGCUGGGGGUCAGGUGUGCUCCAGAUCAUCUCUGAAAAGUUCCACCAGCGGAGUUCUGAGCCGAAGGGAAGGCUCCUGGGCGGGCAGCCGCCCACUCCCCCUUCUGAGACCGACAAGGAGCUUCAGGGCAUAGCAGAUCUGUCUGUGAGUAACAUCCUGAAAAGGGCCCAGGAGGACCUCUUCUCUUCUGGUGAGGAUGACCUGGAGAUCACCCAUCCAGGCAUCACUCUGACCGAAGAGAAGCUCUCCAGCAUCUUCUCAGAGCUGUUCAGGGGCGCAUGUGAGAGUGCCCAGGAGGCCGCCGGACGCAUCCACCACAUGAGGUCUGGAAGAGGCAACAACAGCCGAAAUGGGAGACGCCCUGGGUCACCAACAGAGUUGGGAGAACUGGGGUCAGUGAGGAGUCCCAAGGGAAGUGACGUCCAUAAAGUCCUUAGCGAGGGGUCCCUCCCUGUCUUUGCCCUGUUUGGGGAGAGGCCAGGGGAAGUUGGGGAGACCAGCAGCCCUGCUGGGGAGAUGGACGAGACCCAGACUGCCAGCACUCCCAGCAUUCCCCGGUCUGGGCAUGGCGGCAGAAGUUGUAGCCAGACCACCAUUCCCACCACCGGCCACAGAGAGGCAGGAGUCACAGCCAGUAACAUCUUUGAUGUUAUUGUUCAUCUGGCGCACUCCGACACUGACCGGGAACUCCACCAGGAGUUCAGCAGUGAGGAUGAUGUUUCACUGAAUGACAUCAUGGACAUUAAGGCAGUGGAGCCCCUGGGGCAGAUCCUGUCCUCAUGGAGGCUGGUCAACAGGAUCUUCAGGGGGAAGGUCCACUACUUUGGGAAGGAGCUCAUCUGCAAGGUGUAUCAGAUGCUUCUAGACAGCGGUAUGGGCAGGAGGCCAAUGGCCCGCCAGAGCAGGUCCGAGCCCAUCCUGAAAGACCUGGCUGCCAACCGUAGGCUCUCCAAUGAAUUCUUCACAGACGUGCUGUACAUGUUCAUCCAACGUGCCAUUAAGAAUCUGCUGGAGAACUUCUUGGGUCUGCCGACCACCCCACCAGGUAGAGACAUUAUGUGGAAUGACAAUUUCAACUGGAUGUAUAGGGACGGCUGGGGGAACACCCCCACAUCCAGCGAGGAGGAGUUGUGGGACAGCGACUCCACCUGGUCAAGUGGGCUUGGGGAGGAGGAGUUGGCAGAGUCCCGUGGGAGGUGGGCCGCUCUGUUGGAGAAGGGCAGACUCCAGACCCUCCAGUCCUCCGGCUCCGGCUCCCUCUCCCUCUCCGAUGACAACAAGGAGGCACUAGGGGCCGUCUGCCAGGUCCUGACCUCCAGGGUGGGAGACAUCCUGAACAGUACCUGCAACAACGAUUACAAGGCCAGGCUCAUCAUCCAGAAAGGAUUGGAUUCCGGUGCCAGGGAAAGGUUCCCUGACUCUCAAUGUCCCUCUUCACCCGAAGAGGAGGAGGUAGUAGUGAGUGCCAUGACUGUCUCAUACCCUAAACCCUCCACCUCAACCCAGGCAGCAUGGGCAGCUCCUGCCCAGACUCUGGAUGUUUUUCUGCCCAGACCCUGCCUGGAUGAAGAAGAGGUAGUGCCCAGCACCUCCAUGAAGGACAACUCUGUGACGACCACCCAUGCAGCACGGGCAGCUCCUUCCCAGACCCUGGAAGAAGAGGUGGGAGAAGCUGAGGUGUCCGACGUGAGUGACAGCUCCCUGAUGCCCACCAAGGCCCUUGAGAAGAUUCCCUCCCUCCUACCAGGCAAGAAUCUUAUUGAAGAGGACAUCCUCAUUUGCAGCACUCCCUGGGCCACCGUCAUAAGCCCCCAGACCCUGAAGUUUAUCCUCCACGGCAUCAUGUGCCGACUGGAGGCCUCAGAGUCCCCCCAGACAAGGAGGGCCAAUGACCCCUUCAGGCUGAUGAAGGAUCUCUUUCUGGAGGUCCGGCAUGCCCUUAAGUAUGCUGACAUCUCUGUCGUCUUUGGCCUGGAGGAGAGCAUCCAAUUCAUUGGGGAGGAUGCGGUGAAGGCCAUCGUGAAGACUGCAGCUCAAAGAUUGUCCCUGCGUUCGGACUCCAACCGGGCUCAACUGCGUGCCGCACGCUCUGGUGGCGAGGGAGCCAUCAGGUGCAUGGCGGACACCAUCACACAAGUCAUAGAUGACUAUUCCGAGGACUGGAGUUCCGACUGCCAUUUUGGAGCCAGGAGGAGCCGUGCUAGUGGGAGGUCACACUCCUCAACGUCCUCAAGGAGUGAUAUCACACUCACCGAGGAGCUCCUGGCCCGGAGGGAAACCCUUGAAGAGGACCUAGAGGAGAUGGCUGAUGACAGCACUGGUUUGGAGAAGACCAUUGUAAGCUCAGCCAUCUCUGAGAAGUCCCAGGAGAAGGAGAAGCAGAAGGAGAAGGAAGAGGCUAUUAAGGAAGAAGUGAGGAAGUCAGGAAAGAAGAAGCGAGGUAAUAACAAGGACCAGAAGAAGAACAAGGUGUCUCCUCUUGGCAAUGAUAGUACUAUGGCUGCAGAUGAGCCGAAGAAAAAACAGGCUCUCUUCCCGCGGAUCACAGCUGCCCUGGCAAAACUAUUUUGCUUCCCCUGCAAAAAAAGAUGCAAAAAGUAACUAUGCAGAGACGAGUUUUGGAAACCCUGAUGCCACCUCCCCCAACCCACUUUCUAAAAAAACAUCAGAGCCAUCAAAAGAGGGAGACAACCCCCGCUACUCACAACCCAUUUUAUUACCCCCCCCCAUUUUAACUUAAUAAACACAACUUGCAGCUAUUUUGAUCUUCUUUUUUACUUUUUUUUACAGACCCACCUGCAUGCUAUAGAUUCUUAAGGUCAAUUUGCUGUGUACUGUCUACAGUAUCAUUGUAAUGAGUAUGUUCACUGUGCCAGUCAUUAUUUUUAUUUGUACCUUUAUUUAACUAGGCAAGUCAGUUUAGAACAAAUUCUUAUUUUCAAUGAUGACCUAGGAACAUUGGGUUAACUGCCUUGUUCAGGGGCAGAACGACAGAUUUUUUAGGCUACCUGUCGCUAUAUAGGUAUAGGCUAAAUGCCCUAACCUAAUUUCAAUUUACAUAAUAAGAGUCACAUUUGAAUAAUUCCCGCAUUUUAACUUUCUUGAGAGGGAAUACAUCUCUAAUACACUAUGCUCAAUACCAUACAGUAAGCACACCACUGUAUGCCGAUGACACCUGCAAGCCCCGCCUCCCCGCAGAAUAAAGAAUAGACAUGAGUGGAUAAUUGCGGUGUCACUACAAAGGAUACCUUAAUUAAGCCAAUUCAUUGGCUUUAGACAUGUCAAUCAGGUCUGUGUUGUAAUCUGAUUGGUGUGUGUGUACCACCUCAAGGCAAAAGGUGUAGAAACUCUGAAGCACUCCAUUCUGUUUAUGAUUUCUAUUUAUGAUUGACGCUGCUGUUUAAAGCAAUUUUUAUGUCUGCCUUAUUUGUAUUAUUACAUAGUUGGGGAGGACAGGGGAGAAAGGGUGGACAGCUCCCUGUCUAGUAGUUGUAGCUGGUUAUAGGUCUUCAUGAGGAAGCGCCGACAGACGGACAGCUGUGCGAGUUCGCAUUUUCUAAUAUAACAGCAGCACGAGCGAUGGCUUCGGCGUAGCAUUUCGUACUGUAUUUUUCAUAAAGCGGUGAAGUCGACAUUGUGAAUGUUUUAUUCUGUGCUAGUUUCGUGGUGUCCGUGUGUUGGCAUGACAUAGCAGCUACGAGCAAGAGCCGAUUCGAUUAUGGGAACAUUCAGGUUCUAUCUGUUCGUCACAAUGACUCUCUCACUGUGGUUGGUUGGCUGUAGCGAUCAGCAGAGGCCUGCCCUGUGCUAAAGGUUCCACUCCAUUAUCCUGCUGUGCUGCUGACGCUGAGAUACUGGGAGCAACUCCAUGACCUGACAUACCAAGCCUAAAACUCCAGUAUCCUGCCCUACUGCAGCUACUACAAGCUCCCUUCUAGUCUGUUGUUCCUGUCAUUUUGGUAGCACUUUACAUUACAGCACGGAAUCAAGCGGUAAUAGAAUGGUAACUAGUUAAAGUUACUCACAAAGCAAGCCAUUAUUUGCCCAGAUACAGGAUGCUACAGAUCAGUAUAACUGUAUUGUUUCAGAGACAUUACAUACUAGAGGGGUGAUAAUACAAAAACAACAUGGCAGUGUUUCCCCUAAAAUUCUCCAAAUGUCUUGGCAUGGGGCCCCCAUUGAUUUUGAUAUCAUGUUUGAGUCACUCAGAUACACUAUAUAUACAAAAGUAUGUGGACACCACUUCAAAUUUGUGGAUCGAACAUUUCAGCUGACAGAUGUAUAAAAUCGAGCACACAGUCAUGCAAUCUCCAUAGACAAACGUUGGCAGUAGAAUGGCCUUACCGUCAAGUUCAGUGACUUUCAACGUGGCACUAUCAUAGGAUGCCACCUUUCCAACAAGUCUGUUUGUCAAAUGUCUGCCCUGCUAGAGCUGCCCUGGUCAACUGUAAGUGCUGUUAUUGUGAAUUGGAAACGGCUAGGAGCAACAACGGCUCAGCCACAAAGUAGUAGGCCACACAAACACACAGAAUGGGACCGUUGAGUGUUGAAGCACGUAGUGCAUAAAAAUAAUCUGUCCUCGGUUGCAACACUUACUACCGAGUUCCCAACUGUCUCUGGAAGCAAUGUCAGCAUAAGAACUGUUCAUCCAGAGCUUCGUGAAAGGGGUUUCCAUGGCCGAGCAGCCGCGCACAAGCCUAAGAUCACCAUGCGCAAUGCCAAGCAUUGGCCGGAGUAGUGUAAAGCUUGCUGCCAUUGGACUCUGGAGCAGUGGAAACGCAUUCUCUGGAGUGAUGAAUCACCCUCCACUAGUUGGCAGACCGAAGGACAAAUCUGGGUUUGGCGGAAGCCAGGAGUACGCUACCUGCCACAAUGCAUUGUGCCAACUAAAGUUUGGAGGAGGAAUAAUGAAUGGUCUGGGGCUGUUUUUCAUGGUUCGGGAUAGGCCCCUUAGUUCCAGUGAAGGGAAAUCUUAACGCUACAGCAUACAAUGACAUUCUAGAUGAUUCUGUGCUUCCAACUUUGUGGCAACAGUUUGGGGAAGGACCUUUCCUGUUUCAACAUGACAAUGCCCCCGUGCACAAAGGGAGUUCCAAACAGAAAUGGUUUGUUGAGGUUGGUGUGGAAUAACUGGACUGCCCUGCACAGAGCCCUGACCUUAACCCCAUCGAACAGCUUUGGAAUGAAUUGGAACGCCAACUGCGAGCCAGGCCUAAUUGCCCAGCAUCAUUGCCCAACCUCACUAAUGCAUUUGUGGCUAAAUGGAAGCAAGUCCCCGCAGCAAUGUUCCAAUAUCAAGUGGAAAGCCUUCCCAGAAGAGUGGAGGCUGUUAUAGCAGCAAAGUGGGGACCAACUCUAUUUUAAUGCUCAUGAUUUUGUAAUGAGAUGUUUGACAAGCUUUUGGUCAUGUAGUGUAGCAUAAUAACACAACAUAAGACGUAGCAAAAUGUAUAGAAUUUCAGGAAACUAGCUUUAAAACUUUAAAAUAGAGCUGAAUGAACACACAAUCAACUGGUGACACAAUGUCCCGUGGCUAUUGUACUAAAGUGGCAUAGGUGUGCCAGUAAUAGGUCAGAUGGUUUCUGUUUGAUGCCGCACUAACUAUACUGGCCCCAGAUCAGUUUGGAUCAGUGCCCCAGAAAAGGGGAUCUGGUUGGUUCAUCUACUGUGGGAAAGUGAGGCUUAAACCAAUCCCACGGACAUCCCAUGUAUCGUUUAUGUGUGUAUUUUCUGUUAAUGCCUAGGCAAAUGCAAGGGCACCCUGGGUUAUGUUGGUGUACAGUGUUUAAUCUGUUUGUAAUCUGUUUGAGGAUGACGCAGCAGUGCUGGUGAUCCUUUUAAUCUGUAUCUUAUUGAAUCACCUGAUCAGGGUCAGAUUGGCCUAGCCCCCCUCUGACAAAACACUCACUACCAUUGCAGAAUAAAUUAUUAGUCACAUUGCAUUGCUUUUGAAUUCGUUUGGAGGGAGGAUGGUGGAAAUGUGUAUUUUAAAGCCAUGUUCCCCUUGGUAUUCAUGGAAAUGUGAUUAUCAGGAGGGCGCUUAUAGCUAAACUAAGAAUUCAGGAAGCAAUUCUUGUUCUGAAUGUGCUUACGUUUAGGGAACUUGGGUAGUCUGAGGGAGCUUCACUGGAUGACAUGUCAUUCUAAUUAGCCCAAAUGUGUCUGGUCAUCAUUCAAGUUUACCGUCAAAGCAACUUAUUCAUUAGAUUCAUCUCGAUUCUAGAUAACAUCUGCUGUACCUCCCCUAGUCAUGGCCGAUAUAAUGAAUGUAUAUAUAAUUCACUUUGUCAAGGAAGGUCAUGUGGAGACCAGGCUGUCAUUGCCAUGACGAUUUUGGAUGACUAGGGGAGGUCAAGCAUAUUAGAGACAAUGGUUAAUAUGCAGCCAUUACAGAAUCAGAGGGAAUAUGUCAACAACAGUGACGUUAGAAGAGCACAGGGUUCAUAAUACUAACCCUAGACACCAGAGUGGGAGAAGAACUGGGCACUACAUAGUGGACUACUUUUGACCAGGGCCCAUUCCCAGGUAGCACACUAUAUAGAUCACAGGUUGCCAUUUUGGAUGCUGCCAGUCGCAUGCACUUGGAUGUUGUGGCGUUGAGGAACAAGCCACGUGUCAGCGGACAGAAGGGAACAAAGCUAUAAAUGAGAUGUAGCAACAGCGAGGUUAGGGCGUACAGGAGGUAGGACUGGGGGUUUAGCGUGGGGGCUGCCCUUGAUGUCAAGCAUGGCCUGAGGGGGAGGCACAGGACGUACAAGG
Messenger RNA from Salvelinus fontinalis (brook trout), 10913 nucleotides. RefSeq lists its product as uncharacterized. The transcript is spliced from 13 exons. Bases 3174 to 6755 code for a protein of 1193 amino acids. The record is from RefSeq and is a predicted model, not a curated record. Lineage: Eukaryota; Metazoa; Chordata; Actinopteri; Salmoniformes; Salmonidae.